Messenger RNA from Exophiala mesophila, 2154 nucleotides. Its product is annotated as ATP synthase subunit alpha, mitochondrial. The transcript has 6 exons. Gene Ontology annotation, molecular function: proton-transporting ATP synthase activity, rotational mechanism; ADP binding; ATP binding. Gene Ontology annotation, biological process: proton transmembrane transport; proton motive force-driven ATP synthesis. The coding region runs from base 134 to 1801 and encodes 555 amino acids. The record is from RefSeq and is a predicted model, not a curated record. Lineage: Eukaryota; Fungi; Ascomycota; Eurotiomycetes; Chaetothyriales; Herpotrichiellaceae.
CGAAGCUCCUUCAAUCUUCAACUCCCGAUUCUCAAAGCAUCUACAUUCGAUCAAUCUCCCCUCCUCCUCCACUCCAUCUCAUCGCUCCUCUGCUUCUCGGAAGGCUUUUGUUCUAGCUUCACGAGUAGGCAAGAUGAUGUCAAGAAACCUUCUGCGCCAAUCCGGCCGCCUUGCCGGUGCUGUCACGGCCUCCGGUAGAAUAGCUUCGACCCGCGUGGUUGCCCCCUUCAACGCGGCCACCAAACAGAUCCGAUCAUACGCCGCCGAUGCCAAAGCCUCCCCCACUGAAGUUUCCUCAAUCCUCGAGCAGAGAAUCCGUGGUGUUCAGGAAGAAGCUGGUCUUGCCGAAACUGGCCGUGUCUUGUCCGUCGGUGACGGUAUCGCCCGUGUCCAUGGUUUGAGCAAUGUCCAAGCCGAAGAGUUGGUUGAGUUCUCUUCUGGUGUCAAGGGAAUGUGCAUGAACUUGGAAGCUGGCCAAGUCGGUGUUGUGCUCUUCGGUUCCGAUCGUUUGGUCAAGGAAGGUGAGACUGUCAAGCGUACUGGCCAGAUUGUCGAUGUCCCCGUCGGCGAGGCCAUGCUUGGUCGUGUCGUUGAUGCUCUCGGUAACCCCAUCGAUGGAAAGGGUCCCAUCAAGACCGAUAAGCGAUCCCGAGCUCAACUUAAGGCCCCUGGUAUCCUUCCCCGACGAUCCGUCAACCAACCUGUACAGACUGGUCUCAAAUCUGUCGACGCCAUGGUACCCAUUGGUCGUGGCCAGCGUGAGUUGAUCAUUGGUGAUCGUCAAACCGGAAAGACUGCCGUCGCUCUUGAUGCUAUGCUCAACCAAAAGAGAUGGAACAGCAGCAACGAUGAGACCAAGAAACUCUACUGCGUCUAUGUUGCCGUUGGACAAAAGCGAUCCACUGUUGCCCAGCUCGUCAAGACCCUUGAGGAGAAUGAUGCUAUGCGUUAUUCCAUCGUCGUUGCUGCCACUGCUUCUGAGGCCGCUCCUCUCCAAUACAUUGCUCCUUUCACCGGCACUGCUUUGGGGGAGCACUUCCGUGACAACGGCAAGCAUGCCUUAAUUAUUUAUGACGAUCUUACGAAACAAGCCGUGGCAUACCGUCAGAUGUCACUCCUAUUGAGACGACCACCUGGUCGUGAGGCCUACCCGGGUGAUGUGUUUUAUCUUCACUCUCGAUUGUUGGAACGUGCUGCCAAGUUGAACGACAAGCAUGGAGGUGGAUCUUUGACGGCUCUACCCGUCAUUGAGACUCAGGGUGGUGAUGUGUCUGCUUAUAUUCCCACCAACGUCAUUUCCAUCACCGAUGGCCAGAUCUUUUUGGAAGCCGAACUUUUCUACAAGGGUGUCCGACCUGCCAUCAACGUCGGUCUUUCCGUCUCUCGUGUCGGCUCCGCUGCUCAGCUCAAGGCCAUGAAGCAGGUCGCUGGUUCCCUGAAACUCUUCUUGGCCCAAUACCGAGAAGUCGCAGCUUUCGCCCAAUUCGGCUCUGAUUUGGAUGCUGCCACUAAGCAAACCUUGAACCGUGGUGAACGUCUGACCGAGCUGCUCAAGCAGAAGCAAUACUCACCUAUGGCUGUCAACGAAAUGGUUCCUCUGAUCUACGCUGGUGUCAACGGUCACUUGGACAGUGUGCCCGUCGCCAAGAUUCUGCAGUGGGAGUCUGAUUUCCUCGCCCACCUCAAGUCUGACCAGCAAGAGCUGUUGGCCAGAAUCGAUAAGGAAGGUCAGCUCAGCAAGGAUCUCGAGGCUCAAUUGAAGGAUGUGGUUGUCUCUUUCACCAAGACCUUCACCUCAUAGACGUGGAGAAGUUCCAAAAAAGAAUCGCUUGUACAAAUCUCCGGCUUGAUUGAAGAUGGACUUCGAAUGCUCCCCUAGCGACAUCUACAGAGCGAUGCUGCCAACAUGUGCAAGAUGGGCCUGCGGAGUAGUUUAGGAAGUGUCGUUGUGUAUUUAGAUACAUCCUCCCAAUCCUCAAUCAAUUUCAUAUGUUACUGAUGUGCAUGUGGUGCUAUCUUGAUGUUGUGGACGCCUAAGUCAAGUAGAGAAGUCGAUGGGAAAGGCUGAAGCCCUAAGCAGUCUGGAGAGAUGGCUGGCAUGGUCCUAUCCCAAUCAUUUCGGGUGAGCAUUAACUCGACCAGCGGAAAAUGUCU